CGAAUGUGGAAGCAGUUAUCGGACAUUCUGUGAAGGUUCCCUGCAACAUUCCAACUCCACUAUCUGCGGGUGAAGCGUCUCUCAUACUGUGGUACCGCCAGGGUGAACCCAAUCCAAUCUACACCUUGGACGUACGAAACAAACCGGCUGUGCAUUUCCCUGCGUCCAACAGAACAUCCUUCAACAUCGACACCCACCCACCAGUACUGGUCAUCCAGUCCGUGAAUCCAGAAGACGAGGGGUAUUACAAGUGCAGGGUGGACUUGAAAAAGUCAAGAACUCUCAUACUACACAGCAGGUUGAAAAUCAUAGGUAUG
This is a messenger RNA of Parasteatoda tepidariorum (common house spider), 317 nucleotides long. NCBI's taxonomy places the organism in Eukaryota, Metazoa, Arthropoda, Arachnida, Araneae, Theridiidae. The record is from RefSeq and is a predicted model, not a curated record.